Messenger RNA from Lindgomyces ingoldianus, 3905 nucleotides. Its product is annotated as cysteine proteinase. The transcript has 4 exons. The record is from RefSeq and is a predicted model, not a curated record. Bases 184 to 3858 code for a protein of 1224 amino acids. Gene Ontology annotation, biological process: protein deubiquitination; proteasome-mediated ubiquitin-dependent protein catabolic process; regulation of proteasomal protein catabolic process. Lineage: Eukaryota; Fungi; Ascomycota; Dothideomycetes; Pleosporales; Lindgomycetaceae. Gene Ontology annotation, molecular function: cysteine-type deubiquitinase activity; proteasome binding.
GAGUUGCCGCCUGCUAUGCUGCAGAUGCACUCUCGUCCUCUUAAUCUCCUCACUCUCUCUUCUGAUUCCACUAUCCCCCCAUCUCCCACCACGGAGUGCUUCUCACCUCGUUGAGACUCCAGAGCUUCACUCUCUCUCCCCGGGUUUUCCGCCGUAGGACCCCGACAAAGUUCUGCGGUGGAAAUGUCGACAAGGCCAGGUAAGACGGCGCCACGGCUGCUCCAGGAUCUUCUCACCUACGAUCCGCGACACGAAGAACGAGCCGGGCGCAACCUCCUCACUACCUCCCCUCCGCCCUUCGACCCCGACGAUGACCCGGUGGUCGCCGUCCCUUUCCGCAACUGCAGGCACAUAUUCAUGGCCAAAAAUGAGCAGAGCGUGCUCCCCAAGGCUGGCGAGGACCCGUGCCAUGAGACUGUAUACCGGAUUGCGUCCUUCUGCCAACAAUGCCGCUGGCAUCUGGACCUCAUGGUCGACUUCCGCGACAACGGCUCCAAGACCUCCCCCUGCCGUUCAUCGAGUGCAGAUUUCCCCAUACAUCACUUCAUCUACGAGCAGGAAGACACUUCGCAAAGAGACCCCUUUGGAAGGCAGAACGUUCCCCGAAGUUACCGGUUUCACUGCUCGGCGCCCACAUGUCCUGUAGAAGUGCGCAUACGGCUGCUGCCUCCCCGGUUCAGCGACCAACACAUAACACUAUUGACAAAUCGAAUGCACUUGAGGAAAAGGUGGGAGGCCGCGCGACAGAUAAGCGGAGACCGUGCCGAUGCGCAUAUGGCCCGGUCUGUGGAUGCGCUGGACUUCCUGAGUACCUAUCUACAGGACUCCCUAUCGCCCCAGAAGGGAAAGGCUCGGAUUCCUCUCCUUAAUCGCAAGUUUCUGAAAACUUUUGGGAGAGAUUGCGACGACAUCCUUAAGGGCCUUGGAUUCACAAAUGCCGUCGAAAUUGAAGAUGAUGGAAGCCAUGCAGAGGUGUGGUAUCUUCCUAGGCCUCCACCCGCUAGGCACCCAUUAGACACGGACACAGCACGUACCCUAAUCGAAGACGCGCGGUAUGAGCUCAUAACACUUAUCCUCAAAUAUCCAGAGUCUGAGCGGCUAGGAGCCAGGAAUGCGGUAAGUACGCCACAGCCCUCCAUCAACGACAUACAACGAGCGCUUGGCUGUUUGGGCUACGACAAGAAACCCAUGACCCGCACGGAAGCACGCAGUACAAACCACGAAGAGGACCAUCCAUACUACGCUGGCUUGGGUGCCGUCGGCGACUUUUCAGAUGCAUUACUGCUAUUUGCGUACGCUAGGCAGGUUGCCGUCGACCUGGCAAACUCAAUGUACUACUUUGAGGCCUUGCGGGCGAUUGCCGUCGGCAGGAAGAGUAACAUGCUGGAAGAACAGGUGCAGAUGUUGGCUUCACAAGGUCAGGCGGAUCGAAAGGAGGUGGAGAAGGCAUACCGAUGGUUUGGCUUGGACGAGAGGCAUUCAAGUCUUCUGAGUGAUGAUUUUAUCAUCGGGCAAUUCAAAGCCCGCCUUGCAGACAUCCCUCCUGCCCAGGUUGAAGCAGCGCGGAACAAUCUUCGGACAAUUGGCUAUGCGCGCCAGAGUGAGAAAAUACAGAACGAGGCGUCAAACGCAAUCGAGACCUACGAGCAAGCUUUGUCAUGGCUAGAUCUGGACCCUGGACAGCCUGAUGAUUUUGUUAUGACCAUGUACACCUUAAAGACCAACGAAAAUCCUAGCACGAAAGAUAUUGCCACCAAAGCAGUUCAAAUCGUCGCUGAACACCGUAAAAGCCAGAGACUAGUGGACUUCCUUGAGAGAGGCGUUAUGGAAGGCGACACAGAGAUGGAUGUGGCUGAGGCAUACGCCCUUCUGGGCAUCCAAGACAGAGCAAAUGCCCUCGACGCUGAGGUGUUAGAGGCGACACGCGCAACAUACGUAGCGAGCAACCCCGAAAGCGCGGAAAAGUACGAGAAAGCGUACCAAUUGAUCUGCAGAGAUCAGAAAGACAACCACAAAACGCCAGCAAACCAUGACUUCGGCCCGCCAAGGAAGACAUACCCUCUGAACAUCUGGCCGGUUGGCUGCCAGAACAUUGGUAAUACCUGCUACCUGAAUAGUGUUUUGCAAUUCCUAUUCACCAUCAAACCCCUGCGGGAGAUGGUCCUGAACGGCGACGAUCAAAUGCAGGAGCUCACGGAGGAGGCGGUGGUUGGUAAAAGAGUGGGGCGAACCGCAGUGAAGCUUGAUAAGGUCGAAAAAGCGCAGCAGUUCGUCCUCGAAUUAAGGAAGCUUUUUCGUCACAUGAUUACCGCACCGACCGACAGCGUGCGACCGGAGACCAAGUUGGCAGCCCUAGCGCUCGCGAAGUCAGAAACUAUCGCGGAUAAGCCAGCAGAGCCCAACGGAACUCACUCCGGACUGGGUGAGAUUGGUGGCUUGCCAGUUGCUGGUCCAAUGCCUCCCCCAGGCACAGCAUAUGAGAACCAUGCCACGGAUGGCAUAGACUCGGUCAUGGGAGACGAUGACGUCGCCAAGAAGAGCGAUACUUCCUCUACAGUAGCAGAGAUAGAUGUGGACGAGGACCGCAUGGAGGUUGUUGUGACUGAUGGUGAUCAAACGAAAGCCCCAAGCAAACCCGAGCCACCAUCCAGGCCUCCUCCAGUUCCUCCAAGACCGCAAACCUCCGCACAAGUCAGCGCGAGCAUCAAAGCACUCGAAGCGGUUGCGCAACAACAAGAUGCUGCAGAAAUUCUCAAUAAUAUCUUCGAUCUACUAUCUUGUGCAAUGAAAGGAGAGGGCACAAUGCGCGAUGGCGAGCAAGUCGAUUUGAUUAAGAGGUUGUUCUUCUCAGAUAUAACCACCGUCAGGAAGCUGAAAGGUGUUACGGCACGCAAUAUGGCUCUUCAGGACAAUCAUCUCAUCUCGCCUGGCAACAGAAAUCGACCUCUUUAUGCGGCAUUGGACGACGAAUUCAGUCUGAUUGAGCUUGAGGACGUUACGUCAAAGGAAGAAAAUGCAAAGGCGUCGAAGUACGAGUAUAUUGACGUGGCCUCACCCAUCCAGAUUGUGAACGUUCGGCGUUUGGUAUUCGAAGGCGGCCGAAGCAAGAAAGACGAAUCGCAUGUUGCCCUGGAUGAAGUUCUAUACCUCGACCGAUACCUCAACAAGACGAAAUCUCUAUCCGAAGAGGAGCUUCAAGAGCGCCGCGAGAGACAGUGGCAGCUUCAGCGGAGGCUGAAGGCGCUGGAGGCCCGUAAGGCUCAGCUGACUGAGACCGAACUUAAACUUAGUCUAGCGGAUGCUGUGGACGGAGCUGCUGCUUUCGUCGAGGACCUUCAAAAAGCUGCGGAGGGAACACUGAUUGAUCUUGAUGAGAAUUCCAUACCCACCUAUCCCGACCUCGCAAAUCAGAUGCGUGAUAGGGCGGUCCAGCUUCACAAGGAAGCUAGUACUCUGGACGAACAGAUGAAGGAGAUCGAUAUCCAGAUCAACUCCAUUUUUACUGAUUGUACGGAUCACCCCUACCGCCUACAUGCUGUCUUCAUGCAUCGAGGCAGUGCCACUGGAGGCCAUUAUUGGAUAUUCAUAUACGAUUUCCAGAAAAGGAUAUGGCGCAAGUACAAUGACGAUCGCGUUGACGAAGUCGAGGACCUCAAGGAUAUUUUCGAGCAAGAAGAGAAGAACCCCGCCACCUCCACCGGUAUCGUCUACGUUCGCGCGGACCAGGUAGACAAAUUAACGGAAGCAGUCCGACGAGAACCUGGUGAGGCGGGAUCAGUUGAGGUUGAAAUGAAGGAUGCUGACGCGUCAGAAUAUCAAGAUGUGCAAAUCAUCAACGGCAUUGAGGAAAUGCCGUAAGAUAUUCUACGGGGUCUUGCUAUGCCGGUCUCAUCUCCUUGCUGAUA